Molecule: messenger RNA, 600 nt
Organism: Peronospora belbahrii
Lineage: Eukaryota; Oomycota; Peronosporomycetes; Peronosporales; Peronosporaceae
Source: the annotation of a GenBank genome assembly
AUGAAGAGUUGUAGAACAAAGCUCUAUACUGUUCUUAAUGUUGUAGCACACGAUAAAUUGUUGCAGAUCCUGGCGCGUAUACUGGAAAAAAUGGCACUCCAUGAAUCUCAAGUGUUUACGACCAGUGAAAAAGACCACCUCAAGUCGAUAUUGACGAUAGAAGAUGCACAGAUCCAAGCGGUAGUAGACGUCGCUAAAGAAGUCUUCAAAGACGCUGCCACUUUUGGACAAAUUGAUCGGGUCUUUCUGUUAUCGCGUGGCGUGGACGAAAAAGUGGUGCAAAUAAUAGAGAAGAUAUGGCGAAAGAAAGGUCUUGCUAUGGCCAAACAGAUUGAGGCGUUUCAAGCAGUUGAGAUGCCCUCGUUGGUGCUGCAAAAGACGGAUUGGCGUCUUCAUUUGCAGAUGGGGAGCAGUAAGCGCAGCAGACAGUCAGAGCCGACCGCUAUUUUCCAGUUGAAUGUGGCGGACAUGAGUUCAGCUACGAAAGGGACUGAGAGGCUGGACAUUGAAUUAUCGCACGCAGAGUUGCACUCGUUGUUUCUACAGCUUAAUUCCAUCCAAGAAGAGGUGGACGCGUCGCCAACGCCAUUUGCAUCGUAA